AUUUAAAGGUGAACCACCCAUUUAAUCCAGAUCUAACCAAACAGCCUUUACAGCCUUCUGUCCCUUCCAUUUUAGUUUUACAGAUUUUCGCUUUUUUAACAAUUCAUCAGACUUAUAACAGCUGUGUGCUCUGUGCAUAGUAUAAUAAAGCAGGUCCAGAAGAACUUCUUCUCUGUACUCUAAAUUGCAUUGAAAGCGGGAUGUUAAAAUUGGCAUUAUUUGUUAAUUUACUGCUAAUAUUUGUGUGUCGUCUUUUAACUGCAGGUAUAGAGCGAGAUGCUGUUCACACUUUCACCAAAUACAUUUCUCCGGAUGCUGCUAAACGUUUCCCGAUCAGCGAGGAAAUCCGAAGUGAUAUUGUUGCUAAGAUUUGUGGGGAGGACGGCCAAGUGGAUCCCAAUUGCUUUGUUACAGCACAGUCCAUUGUGUUCAGCUUCAUGGAACAAGAGUAUGUUUCCUUUAAUUACCUUUUGUUUUUAAUUGUGCAUAACAUAAAGCCAGUGUCACUCAUUGCUGUGGGUUGUCUGUACAAGAAAAUUGGCUUAUUUGUUAAUCAUUUUAAUGCUCCUAAAGGGGACAUAACAACAUAUAAUUUAAUUUACAAUUUCUAAGCAGUGUCGGAACCCUUCUCCAGAUAUUUAGAAUUUCAAAAAAAUAAAAAUUUUCCGACGCCUGCGCAUGCUCGCCGAGUGGCGAUGUUGCACAUGCACGCCGAACGGC
Messenger RNA from Xenopus laevis (African clawed frog), 720 nucleotides. RefSeq names its product A-kinase anchor protein 10, mitochondrial-like. The record is from RefSeq and is a predicted model, not a curated record. The transcript is spliced from 2 exons. Bases 201 to 611 code for a protein of 136 amino acids. NCBI's taxonomy places the organism in Eukaryota, Metazoa, Chordata, Amphibia, Anura, Pipidae.